ACAAAAAAGAAAAAAACCCGAACUGUCAAUCCACAGUAUUUAACCGUCAAUAGUUCAGCAGCCUUUUUCUUCUUGUUUGUCGACAAUUCAGAUUAAAUUAUUGAUUUUUUGGCCAAACCCCUUUACUCUACGAUGACAAAACCAGCCUUUGUUAUUAUCAAGGCUUUUUGUCCGUUGAUGAAGCAGAUGAGAAGGCUAGAACUGGACUUGUCUGGUUUAAUCUUUAAAAGCUUAUGUAAAAAGCUACAAAGCCAUUUUGGUCUGACUUGCGACUUUUACCUUACGUAUACUGAUGAAGAAAAUGACGAAAUCGUUUGCAGCAGCAGCGUUGAAUUGAAACAUGCUAUUGAGAAUAGUGCGAGCAUUGUUAAGAAUGUUGAUGGUGUCCCACGGUUUUUGCUCCGAGUCGUAAUCCACGAAUGUUCCGAGCAAGAUGGGUCCCCUUUGAACCAGGAUUUUAGCCGUCUCCCAUCGCCUCCGCCUUGUGAGCAAGUACCAACCCCCACGCCCCAAACCCUCACCACCACCAAGAACGACCAUGCAGAUGUGGCUACUGCAUUGCAGCAAUUUGCUGAUCUAUUUUCCCGAAAACUCGCGUCGACGCAUAUCACUGCACAGAUGGAUGCAGAUAUGUUUCUCACCGAAGAGGGCAAAAAGAUUGCCAACAGCCUCCUCCCUGACGGCAAGAAUGCCAAGUUUAACUCCAUCUUCAGUGUUUACGUUUACGAUAUUAUUAACGAUUUGAAGGCCCAACCCGCCUUGUUGAAAGCGAAUAUGAAUCAGUUGGCGACCCAGGUGCGCCAUAUUGCAGCCGAUAUUGUACGCGAUCUCCGUCCCCAGCAUGAAGACCCCCAGGUUGAAACCAAGUACGGAAUGAUUUGUGAUGAGUGCUUUAUUAACAUUAAAGAUUCGCAUUGGUAUUGCGGAACCUGUAAUAAUUUCCAUUUAUGCGGGGCUUGCCAAGCCCGGGUCAAUCAUCAGCAUGAAAUGCUCCAUAGUGUCCAAUCGGGUUCGCCCACCACUGUUUAUGUUUGUGAUGCCUGCCACUCGGAUAUUGUGGGCGAACGUCACACGUGCCAAGUGUGUCCAGAUUACGAUUUGUGUCAUCACUGUUUGUCCACUGCAAGCAACGGACAUCCCCACCAGUUUUCGACUAGCCUCCAUGCGGAGGCCGCACCUUCGACCAAUGUUCCCUCCACCGUUCCCUCCACCGCUCCUUCCGAUCCUGGAGCUGCAGCGCCUAUGCAUGAACAUGUCGUCUGUAACAACUGCCGUCGUCUAGUGAAAGGCGUUCGCUACAAGUGCGGCCAUUGCGCCAACUAUGACUUGUGCGAGCAUUGUGAACCACAAUCCCCUUCCAUUCACGACAGAUGGCACGUCUUUCUGAAGAUUCGGUACCCUAUUUGGCCAACCCCAAACAUGGUGCAGCCACUGCUUCCGGUGUUUCAUGAAAAGCGUUAUGGACCUCUUGAAGCUAAUCCCACCGCCGAUAAACCGGUCCCCUCAGCCGCCGUAGAGGAAAAAGAUGAACCUUCUUCCGCGGUCCCUUCCCCUCCCGCGGCCUCCACCUUGGAAACCCUCACUGAUUUAUCCUUUGAGCUCAUUGAAGACAUUGACUUGCCUGUGGAAACGGUCAAUCCGCAAGCCCGAUAUUUUAAAGUUUGGCGUCUAAAGAACAAUGGUCGCCGUAGUUGGCCUCUUAACACGAAGCUACUGUGUCGCGGGCCUGCUAUGUUCGUUCCUCUUUCCGAUGGUCAGUAUCAGACGUCGGCUGUACCCGCUUUGCAGCCGGAAGAAGAAGCCUAUGUGCUGGUGGAAAUACAAGCUCCGUCAGUCCCUGGACGUUACAAUACGAGGUUUGCCCUUGAAACGCCCGACAAGGGGCAGUUUGGCGAUUACAUCUGGUAUGAAAUCGAUGUCGCAUCGUCCGAGCUGCAGCCGUCCAUGAUCUAUCCCACGCUUCCAAGUGGUCCUACGAUUAACAGCAAUUCUGAGGAUAUGUAUUAUGCCGACUCGUUUCAGAAUCCAGAGGAUAACGAAAGCUACGUUCCCAGCCAGUUGACGAGCUCGCUGAAUUCACGUGCGGCUUCCGUUAGCGAUUUAUCCGAUCCCAGUUUGCAGCAAGAGGUCCCUCAUGCUGUAGAUUGUCAUCGUCCAUGUUUUAAUGAAGAGUUUGUUCUUAUCAAUGGUGAUUGCCCAAGUCCCAGCGAUAAAAGGCCUUCGAGUGACACCACCCCUGUGCCACUUGACAUCCGCUACCAUGCCCAGUUGACGCAAAUCCAUGAAAUGGGUUUAACUUAUUGCGAUCAACUGGCAUUACAUUUACUAAAGAUCCAUAAGGGUGACACCGAUAAAGUGGUGCCUCGUAUUUUGGAGAGUCUGUAUCCCGAGUAACGCUGGAUCCCGAAUAAUGUUGGAUCCGCGGAUUACCUCUUAGCAGAAUGUUUAGAAUCACUUUUACUGUAUAAUGGCGACGUUGAGGGUCUUAACCGUGUGAUAUACUAUAGCAUGCUUUGUAUAAAGUACCCCAAGAAACUCCUUCCAGCGCUUAUAGGAGGGGCCACUUUCUCUGGCAAUUUAACUAAAAAAUAAAACAGUGUUGCAACACCAUCCAGCAUUUUCAAUGCUAUGUGAAUCAGCUUUUCAUCAUUCGAUUACAUGCAUACGACG
Messenger RNA from Radiomyces spectabilis, 2670 nucleotides. RefSeq lists its product as uncharacterized. The transcript is spliced from 6 exons. The record is from RefSeq and is a predicted model, not a curated record. NCBI's taxonomy places the organism in Eukaryota, Fungi, Mucoromycota, Mucoromycetes, Mucorales, Radiomycetaceae. The coding region runs from base 133 to 2394 and encodes 753 amino acids. Gene Ontology annotation, molecular function: zinc ion binding; protein binding.